Pimephales promelas (fathead minnow) is the source of this 2473-nucleotide messenger RNA. It is a transcript of the gene plin6, whose product is annotated as perilipin 6. The record is from RefSeq and is a predicted model, not a curated record. NCBI's taxonomy places the organism in Eukaryota, Metazoa, Chordata, Actinopteri, Cypriniformes, Leuciscidae. Gene Ontology annotation, cellular component: cytosol; lipid droplet. Gene Ontology annotation, biological process: lipid storage; positive regulation of triglyceride storage.
AGGGCAAGCCUAGUGGGUUUGUGAAAAAUAUCUAUAAAAGAUAUAUUUUUAUUUCUAAAUUGUACUACUACUACAUUUUACCAUCUCAAAGGAACGCUCAACUAUCUUAAAGCUGCAGUGCUGGUUCCACUGGGAUCUGUAAGAGUGGCCUCUCUGUGCAUGCAAAGCAGACAUGUCCAGAACAAGAAACAGUGAGGGGAAUGUGCUGAAGCGUGUGGCAAAACUGCCUCUCAUCAGCUCAGUGCUGCAGCAGGCCUCUUCCGUCUACAUGGGCGUGAAAGGUCGUUAUCCCCUGCUCGGGUUUGUGGGAGGGGUAGCAGAGCUGGGUGUCCGCAGCGCAUCCACAGCAGCUCUGGAACAAGCAGCACCUCUGCUACUGAACCUAGAAUCAGAAAUUGAGGCGGUGAACAGUUUUGCACUGGUGGGUUUGGAGCAACUUGAGAAGUUUUUCCCUAUCCUCCAACAGCCCACAGAUGAGGUGGUUGCUAAUUUAAAGGACGCUUUCUUCUCGAGGCUGGAUGGUGCGCAGUCUCGAGUAAACGAUGAGCUAGACAGGGCCGUGAACAGGUGGGAUGAAGUGGUAGAGCUCAGCUGGCGUCUCCUGGCGGAAGCUCAGGAUUCAGCACCGGGGCGCGUGAUCACCGCUGGCCUGGAUGAGCUCAUCACUCAGUCAGAGGCAGCAGUGGCGUACUAUCUACCUCUGCCACCCACGCUGCGUCAUGAGUGGGAGAGAAGAGUGCAAAGCUAUGAAGAUGAGGAUGAUGAUGAUGAAGAAGAAGAGCCUCGGAUGUGGACGCGGAUCCGUAGCCUGUUGUUUUGCCUGUACCUUCAGCUGUACCACAGACUGAUGAAACUGAGAGAAAGAGUGGACAUUGUUUUGCAGAUGCUGGGGACAGCUGCUGAAACGGUGGGUCUUACACAGUUGAUGCAGAUGUUGGAGUCCCUGCUGCAGCUGCUUCUGUCUUUUUACACGUCUCAGGUGCAUCGUGGGGAGGAGCUGCGUUCUCUGCUUGUAGCUCAGCUCACAUCAGGUAUACAGGCACUGAAAGUUUUGCCCCCUGUACAACAGAUACUGGCUUUACCUACUCAGGUACGCACUAUCAUGAACGACCUACAGGAACUGGGACAGAUUCUCAUACAGCUGCUCAUCAACACCACUCCCCUCUAUGACCUGAUGAAACAGGUUUCUGAUCUGGAUGCAGAAAACAACCCAACUCCAGAUGAACUUUCUGAGAGUCCCUCCAGCCGUGCCUUUGCGAACAGCCUCUUCCUCAAAGCCAUGGACGGUCGUCCACGUCGCCGCAGAAGCCUUUAUGCCCGUUCCCGUGGUGGGUCCAACAGCGGGCUUCCAACAAGCCCGGCUCUCUCUCCGACUCCUACCCCAGUCCCAGCAAAUGGCAGAAAAGGCAGUUUGAAGCUAGAUUCCCAGCCCUCGGGCCCUCCAGAACUUGACACACUGGCUGUGCCCUCUACCGAUAUGAUCCGCCGCCGUUCCUCUACCACCGAGGUCCUGCUGGCGCCCAUUAUGCAGUUAGUAUCACAGAGCCAACGAGCGUUUGAGUUUCUGAGCUCUGGCCCUUCAUCUGAAGAUCAGGUCAUACCUAUGGUGGAAACCACAGAACAUUAGGCUCCACUUUUCUCAUACAUUAAACCAAAAUGCAAUCAUAGAUCAUUCAAACACAGAUUGCUGCAGCCCACAGGCUAUUAUGGAUAAUAGAGUAAACAUAGCUUCAAACAAUCCAUACAGUGACUUCUCUAGUAGGCCUAUACAAAAACAAAGCUUGUUGGUGGAGACAGUGCAGUUACAAGCUAACUUUUAAAUAAAAUCAUUAGGCCAGCAUUCAGUAUGUGCUGACAGUUUAAAAGCUAAAUAAAGCACACUCUCUUGCUCUCUGCAGUGCCGUUGAAUGCCUGAUUAUAGUAGUUAAGACAAAGGAAUAACUCAACAGAUUAGUUGAAAUGAUCAUUUUUCUAUAUAUUAUAAUUGUUAGCAUGUAACACAACAUUUUGUUUAGACUAAAUAAAUGCACUUGUAUUCCUAAGAUUCCUUUUUUUAGUUCUUAUACACACUAUAAGCAAUGUUUAAUCUAUAGACUGUCUUAGUGAAAUGACUGGUAGUUAGAUGAAUGGAGUGAGUGGAACAGGACGGCACAAGGAUUCUAGUCAGUUGGAAAUUAACUAUUUGGAAAUGCAUUUGACUCAAAGCCCAAAGUCAUGUGUGUUCAAUUGAGAGGAGAGGAUAAAAUGACACGGUUAAUGUUACUUUGAUUCUUUAUGGGUUGUUUUAUGUUUUAACAUUAAGGAUGUGUUGUUAAAGAUAAAGUGAACUGUGUUAUACAUAGACAGGCAUGGAAUGGUGUUAAAUAACUAAGUGGACAUUUAUAGCUAAAAUCCUAACAGCCUUUAGUGCUUUUUUUCUUGUAACAAAUACAAUAAUGACUCUUAAUGUAAUAAAACAUUUUGUAAAAUGUUA